CUCAUCUAAAGUAUGAUAUUUUCCCUUUUUAGUGCCAUCAAUAAUUCCUAAAUCACAAUAAAGCCCCCCAAAAUUCCACGUGGCACUCAAGAAUAUAUGACAAAAAUAAGCCGAUAUGUGGAAUAUUAAAGCUCUCCCACCUCACCCUCUUCUAUAAAUGACCCCUCCUCUCUUCCUCUAAUCCUUACCCGUUCCCUUCUGGUUUAUUAUCUGACUCUCUUUCUCUCUCUUUUAAUCAACACAUUUUCUCAUUUUCUUACCCAUUUCCCUCUUUGAAUCUUUCGUUUAGCAAGAACUGGCUAACUCUCAGGAAAUUCUGGAGGAGAGUGGUUCUAGUAAUCAAAGGGUGGUUCGGGCCCUGUAUGAAGCCUUGAGCUCCCGAGACGUGGACAAGGUUCACAGCCUUCUCUCGCCGGAUCUAGAUUGGUGGUUCCAUGGUCCGCCGUCACACCAGUUCUUGAUGCGAUUGCUCACCGGUGUUUCAUCACCAGACGACGUCGUUUUCCAAUUCCAGCCCCAAUCCUUCGCCUCAUUCGGACCCACCGUCCUUGUCGAAGGCUGCGAUUCAGAUCUGUCAAUAGCUUGGGUUCACGCUUGGACCGUGACGGAUGGGAUAAUUACCCAGGUUAGGGAGUACUUCAACACUUCCCUUACCGUCACCCGCCUCGGCGAUUCUUCCUCCUCUUACGGCAAAUACUCGCCGCUAGGAUUCGCUUCGUCGUCUUCCUCAUCAACGUCCGAGAUUGCUUCGUACCACUGCCCCUCCGUUUGGGAGAGUAGCCUCUCCAGUCGGGUCGGAAAGUCGGUGCCGGGUCUUGUCCUGGCGAUUUAAGCGACCCCGACGUAAUCUCUCUGAUCUAGUGCACCCGAUCCUAUUGUAAUAUACUACAGUAAAUAAAAUCGGGUGCUUACGUGGCUGGCCCUGGUUGCCUGUGAACUUAUGGUCUGAGAGUUUAAUUGAGAAGAGUUGAGUCAGAAGAGUCAGGGAAAUGUAGGUCCCAGUAGCGUUUGGCUUUGGUUUUCUUCCUUUCGUGACUUGUCGUUUUUACUUUGUUUCGUUUUGUCUUGGAGUGUGAACUUUCUUAUUUUAUUGUCGUGUUUUUAUAUAGUGUGUGCUGGUUUAGGGUGGAAACCAUGGGGGUGAUGAGUUCCUAUUGGUUGUUUCCCGAAGCUUCUGUAAUGUGUUGUUCUGCUUUUCUAAUAAACAUGCGUUUUCAUAA
Cannabis sativa is the source of this 1220-nucleotide messenger RNA. Its product is annotated as wound-induced protein 1. The record is from RefSeq and is a predicted model, not a curated record. The coding region runs from base 461 to 832 and encodes 123 amino acids. The transcript has a single exon. Lineage: Eukaryota; Viridiplantae; Streptophyta; Magnoliopsida; Rosales; Cannabaceae.